Coffea arabica (coffee) is the source of this 2752-nucleotide messenger RNA. RefSeq lists its product as uncharacterized. Lineage: Eukaryota; Viridiplantae; Streptophyta; Magnoliopsida; Gentianales; Rubiaceae. Gene Ontology annotation, molecular function: oxidoreductase activity. Gene Ontology annotation, cellular component: chloroplast. The record is from RefSeq and is a predicted model, not a curated record.
AGUAGUAUAGUACUAGUACGUACAUUAGAUUUCAUUUUCUUGCACUCCAAUCGAGAGCCCUGGCUCCCACCACAAUCAUGCUCGUAUCAUCAUUUCAGUGGGUUCAAAGAAUUUGUUCGAGGUUGUCAACGUAAUAUACGGUCAGUAACAACAAGGCACCAAGAGCCCACCAAGGCAUAAAACGUCGAGGAAAACAACAACAACGAGGCACUAAGACUUCAUUAUUGCCUGCAACAAGAAGUGGAUGUAACCCAUAUAUGUCUGCCACGCAAACACAACACAGUAGUAUUUCUAUUUGCAACGAGAAGCGGAACCCAAAACAAAACACGGGUCCGCCCGCAGAAGCAUUUCUCAAAGAAAAGUGGGUGAGAACGCGAAGUUUGGCAGAGAGCGUUUAUGCGGAAUGGAGGGUCAGUCCAGUCACGAAAAAGUUUCUAGGCCAAGCCCAACAAUGUGAUAUGGGCCGAGCGUUGACUAUCUUUCCCUGGACUCGAGACGACAAUUAAUUAUCUCAUUCAAAAGCCGUCAAAUGUCGAAACAGCUGGUGGUGCGUCCUUUUCGAGCCUGGACAAAGAAAGCAGCUGCUGGUGGUGGUGAGCCAUUCCGUACUGCACUGGUGGUUGAGCUAUAUUUUUCAGGAAUGGUCCAAAGGCCGCCGCUAAGGGAAUAGGAGGAAUUAGUACCAGUUGAAAUGCAAUCGAUGAAAAGACGUGAAUCGGUCAAAUGGUCUCAGAUAUAUGAUUUACUAUCAACAAACAACAGCAGGCGAAUCGAUUUGGGAAUUUGGCUGCAAAAUGCAAUCUCAUAUGGACAGAUCAAAAGACGAAAAGUUUCAUGAUUUAACACGCGCUACGGGCUACUUAAUUGACAGUUUUCAACAGGUGUGAGGUUAGUUCUGCGUCCGAUUAAAACCUGUAUGUAUGAGUUGUUCAUCUUACUUGCCAGUUACCACUGGAUUGGAUCCUUUUUUUUUUUUCACUGCGGGUAUUCGGAUCUACACCUGGCUAAUCCUACAGCGCUCCAAUAGAGCAGAUCCAAUCGAUGCUAAAGAAGAUAACAACUGGAUUGCUGCUCGAGAUCGAACCCAGAUAGAACUCACCUAAAGAGGCUACUUUCACCUGCAGACCAACCCAGCGCGGCAGGCGGGAUUGGCAUCCAAUGGGGACGAUUUAGUGGUUGUAGACUGGUACUAGUGCUACUAGUAUCAUUUAUUGCUGAAAGGCAGGGGGGUUGCUGGGUAGGUUUUGAGUUUUGAUGACAUAAAAUAAAGUCAUGCAUGCUGCUGCUGCAUAUAUACAAAACGCGUUACCGUCUCUUUUCAAGUCUUAAGGGUUGCGUCAGGACUUGUUAUAUUCAUCAAAAUUAAAUACAACCAACAAUAGCAGAACCACGUAGGAAUGAGAUAAGGUAAUUGGGCCGGGACUGACAAAAAAAGGAUAAGAAUCUCGCACCAUUAAGAUAAUUUAGUAUCCGCUAGAUAUUACCGCGGUAAUAACUGUAACGGUCGAAAAAAAUUCGUCUGUCAUAUUCGUAAAACGUGUAAGUGAUUUAUUGUUGCAUUGCACCACCGGCGAGAGGAAAAUUGGGUGGUCGUAGAAUCGAACGAGAACUCUCUAGGAAUUUCCGAAAAAAAAAAAACAAAAAAUUUGGUCCAAAUGGCAACCAUGUUGACACGUGUCCCCAUCACUGCCCCAUUCCAGUGCCAUAAUAAAUUGAGUCUGGUGAAGACACUCGACAAAAACAGAGUGCUUGAAGAAUUCUGUGCUAUCUCACCAGUUGGGACGCGGGGAAGUUUCGGGAGGCGCCUUCGGAUAGCUGCAAUGGCCGAUUUUAACAAAAGCACUGUUCUUGUCACCGGGGCUGGUGGUAGAACCGGACAAAUUGUUUAUAAGAAAUUGAAGGAGAGGUCAGACCAGUAUAUCGCCAGAGGUUUAGUUAGGACUCAGGAGAGCAAGGAGAAAAUUGGGGGAGCGGAUGAUGUUUAUGUUGGGGAUAUUAGGAAUUUUGACGCCAUUGUACCUCCUAUACAGGGUAUCGAUGCACUUAUUAUUUUGACGAGUGCUGUGCCCAAAAUGAAACCAGGUUUUGAUCCAACCAAAGGUGGAAGACCCGAAUUCUAUUUUGAAGAUGGAGCUUAUCCUGAACAGGUUGACUGGAUCGGACAAAAGAAUCAAAUUGAUGCAGCUAAAGCUGCCGGAGUGAAGCACAUUGUACUCGUUGGGUCAAUGGGAGGAACAAAUCCUAAUCACCCACUGAACAGCUUAGGGAAUGGGAACAUACUGAUAUGGAAGAGAACGGCUGAACAAUACCUGGCAGAUUCGGGGAUCCCAUACACCAUUAUAAGAGCUGGUGGCUUGCAAGACAAAGAAGGUGGUGUGAGGGAGCUACUUAUUGGCAAGGAUGAUGAGCUACUUCAGUUGGAAACAAGAACCCUUCCCAGGGCUGACGUUGCUGAAGUCAGCAUUCAGGCUGUACAGUUUGAGGAGGCGAAAAAUAAGGCAUUUGAUCUGGCCUCAAAGCCCGAGGGGACUGCCGCACCUACAAAGGAUUUCAAGGCUUUAUUCUCCCAAGUCACUACUCGCUUUUGAUGCAUUAGUGUGAAAAUCUAUAUGACUCUGGUUGUAUAUUUGUGACGGAUUAAAGUUCAGCAGUUAAGCGUGCGAGUUGCUAUUCAAACUACAACUGACGCUCCCAACUGGGCUAUCAAUAUAAGAAAUGCAGCUGGAAUAUCGAUUGGCUUGUCAUGUUAACG